CGUGAUCCUUGCCAACACAUAGACUGAUGACACAGUGCAGAUUCUUCCACUUUUUUUUUCCAUUCCUAGGUAUCUUCAUACUACACCCAUAUUCAUCACAAAAUGGAUCAACACAGAACUAAACGGCGAAAGACCAAAGCAAAUGAUUCCUCUGUUGUCAAAAUAGGUGACAAGACCAUAUCUCUGAGCGGAUUCCUUGAACUCCCUCCAGCAAACACUGAAGAACAACCAUCAUCGGCACCUGAAGAAAAUGGCUUCACUACGGAUAAUGACAAAAGGGAGCUGCAAAAGACUGCGGGUGAAAUAUGCGAACCGGUAUCGAAGAAACAGCCUCAGGUAGGCAGUAUUGGGCCGACCUCAAAGGCAACGAAGGAGCGGGACACGCCCAUGCUAAAGGCGAGAAAAGCAUUGCCAAUAUGGGCGUACCGUGACGAGAUCAAGACGAGUCUACGCGGCGACAAUGACAUUCUUCUUGUUGUCGGUGAAACUGGUUCAGGCAAAAGUACACAGACCCCGCAGUUUCUCUGCGAAGAGUCCUGGUGCCGUAGGAAGAAAGUGCGUGUGAAGUCGGACAUUGUUGGAGUUGGUGGGGUGAUCGCAAUCACUCAACCACGCCGAGUCGCCGCGACGACACUAGCUGGCAGAGUAGCACGAGAAAUGGGUACACCUUUGGGUGCUGCAAAUGAGGGAUCGGUUGGUUACUCGGUGCGAUUCGAUCAUAAGGUCCCUAAGGGUACCAAGAUCAAGUUUCUUACUGAGGGUAUGCUUUUACAAGAGCUUCUACGGGAUCCGAAUCUGCGACAAUAUAGCGCCAUCAUUGUUGAUGAGAUUCACGAGAGAAGCGUUGAUGUGGACUUGAUCACCGGCUUUCUGAAACAGAUCUUGGCGAGUGAUAAAGCCGGACGCGGAGGGAUACCGUUGAAAGUCAUCAUCAUGAGUGCAACAGCAGAUGUUGAAAAGAUACAGGAUUUCUUCAGACCGGAUGGUACGCCAUCCUCGACCCCCUUAAAGCUUCUGAAAAUUAAAGGACGGCAGUACCCAGUGGAAAUCAAACACACAGAAAAGCCUGUCCCAGACAUUCAAGAAGCAUUAGUGAAGAAGGUCUUUGAUAUUCACCAACAUGAGCCAUUACCCGGCGACAUUUUGGCAUUUUUCACUGGUCAGGAGGAAAUUGAGGCUGCCCAGCGUCUUAUUGAGGAGCACUGCGCCACAUUAGCUUCGAAUGUGCCCAAGCUGCUCGUGUGCCCUCUUUACGGGCAACUCUCAAUCCAAGCGCAACAAGAUGCUUUUCAGCCCGCGAAGACCAAGUACACCCGAAAGGUGGUUUUAGCUACCAAUAUCGCAGAGACAUCGGUCACUGUCCCCGGCGUCCGCUACGUCAUUGACUGCGGCAAGGCAAAGGUGAAACAAUUCCGCGCGCGGCUCGGGAUGGAGUCCCUCCUAGCCAAGGCAAUAUCCAAAUCAUCAGCAAUUCAACGAACGGGACGAGCAGGUCGUGAAGGGCCGGGGAAAUGCUUUAGGCUAUACACGUCCGAAACAUACGACGAGCUACAAGAUGCAGAUCUGCCUGAGAUUCUCCGCAACGACGUCCUAGGUGCUGUGCUGACUAUGAAGGCACGCGGCAUUAACGACAUUCUUUCGUUCCCGCUGAUGGACUUCCCUGAUAUCGAGGCCGUCGAGAAGGCGCUGAUACAAUUGUAUGGCCUGGGCGCUCUUGCUAACGACGGCAGUAUAACCAAUAUCGGGCGCAAGUUAGCUCUGUUCCCCGUAUCUGCCCCCUACGGCCGCGUGCUUCUCGCCGCCGCCACUCCCGAGUUCGACUGCCUCCUCGAAGUCAUCGACGUGAUUGCAGUGAUAACCUCGGGUGAGACCAUCUUCCACCAGAUUCAAACGGAAGAGGAUAGUGAACGUGACGCGAUCGAGGAAACGCGCAAAGAGCUACAGCGUCGCGAGGGCGACAUCCUGACCUUCCUGACGACGAUGCAGCGAUACGCCGCCGAAAACGCGGACCGCAUAGCGUGGUGCCGCGCCCGCCGCAUCAGCGUACGUAAUAUGCGUCAGGCCCUCAACAUCCGUCGCCAGCUGCGCGGCAUCUGCGUCAAAGAGAAGUUGCUGUCGGAGCCGCCGCUGCCAGACCCUCAGCCCUUCGUGCCGCUUUCCCCUGAGCGCGCCGAUGCGCUGCUGCGGUGCUUCAUGCGUGGGUUCGCGACCAAGACGGCGCUGCUUGCGCCCGACUCGAGUUAUGUUACUGUCCAGGGCAAGCACGUCGUCGCCAUCCACCCGUCGAGCGUGCUGCACGGCCAGAAGAAGGAGGCCAUCAUGUUCCUCGAGCACGUCUUCACGCAGAAGAACUAUGCCAAGAAGGUCAGUGCUAUCCGCGCCGACUGGAUCGUUGAGGCCAUGGGCGGCAAACCCACAUAAUGCAUAUGUUGCGCGUCCUUUAACUAAGUCUAAUGUUGGUGUGGUGGGAUCUCUAUAUAGGUUAGAUAUUACACUUUGCUGACUUAAUCAGCCCUUCCUCAAAGCAGAAAGGUAGAAUAAACUUAU
Xylaria bambusicola is the source of this 2547-nucleotide messenger RNA. Its product is annotated as helicase associated domain-containing protein. NCBI's taxonomy places the organism in Eukaryota, Fungi, Ascomycota, Sordariomycetes, Xylariales, Xylariaceae. Gene Ontology annotation, cellular component: catalytic step 2 spliceosome; intracellular anatomical structure. The transcript has a single exon. Bases 103 to 2421 code for a protein of 772 amino acids. Gene Ontology annotation, molecular function: RNA binding; ATP binding. The record is from RefSeq and is a predicted model, not a curated record.